Messenger RNA from Labeo rohita (rohu), 775 nucleotides. RefSeq lists its product as uncharacterized. The coding region runs from base 183 to 728 and encodes 181 amino acids. Lineage: Eukaryota; Metazoa; Chordata; Actinopteri; Cypriniformes; Cyprinidae. The record is from RefSeq and is a predicted model, not a curated record. The transcript is spliced from 8 exons.
CUGGAUUCUAUUGGCUCUGACGGUCCCAGACAAUUGCGCAUGCGCAAAGUGGGUCUGUGUCUUCAUCUUCAGGCUGGAAGAUUCUCUGAUAGUGGACCGUUUUGGACGGAAUCUGGCGGUAACAGCUCAAACGAUAUUUUAUGAAGAACAGGACCUGAAAGUCCCCUUCAAAGACCAGAACAAUGUGGACUAGAGCGGUGUGGAGAGAGGAGACUAUGGAGAUGGAGGAAAUGAUACCAUCAUGUUGGGUUAAGAAUGGUGGUGUAUUGUGGCCUACACAAGGAGCUGUGAGAGCGUUGAAGGCCUGCAAAGAACCAGAAGAGUCAUGGACUAAAUUCCCAUUAAUAAAAAUGAAGAUUCAGUCAGAUGACAAGAAUGAAUGCGAGAAGUAUGAUUUUACUACAACUGCUGAAUUAAGUGGCUCAGAAGAGGAGUUACCGACGAAGAGGAGGCCAAAAAAAAUUUAUCCCGACUACCAAAUUGAUGAACCAUCUGUCAAUGAAGACAGUCAAAAAGAAUCUUCUCCAGGUCUUAUGAUAAAGAGUACAGGUGAAAAGGCUACCAAAAAGAUUCAAACAUUUAUUCCUUGUGAAGACGACUUUGUUCUUCCAACUCCUCCCAAAAUGAACAAUGCACAGUCUGGUAAAUAUGGCACAACUACCAACACAAUGAAAAGACGCUGCAUCCUGCAAAUACAAGUAAUGGGAAUCAAGCCAAGAAAAGACUAACAAAAGAUGACUUUGUUCUUCCAACUCCUCCCAAAAUGACAGAUUCA